AAGCGCUAAAUUUGAGUUUGAUGUUUUGAACGUGAAUUGCCAGCACUGUAAACAAAACAUUAAGAAGAAAAUGGACACUUCGACAAGUAUAUUCCAAGCUGUUGACGUACUUCACAAUAUAUGAAAAAUAAAAAAUAAACAUGACGGGUGGAGCUUCUGACCAGACCCCCACUAACAACGUUACCAAGUCCCUGGUGUCCCACAGUAUCAGGAGAAGUACCCGGCGCUACACACCGUAUGGCAGGACACCUCAGAGCAGGAGAAUCACUGUCACAGAACCCAGAUCAAGGUUACAAAGAACACCGACAUCCAAAAGAUCAGGAAGAAGAGUUGAAAAGGACCAACAGAAAGAUUUUAAAGGCUUGACAUUGAAAACCUGGAGAUCCUUCAAACUGACGCCUCUAUAUGGGUUCAGUACUAAUCCACGAGAUCUUAAAAAGAUUGCCAAUGUUCUGUCUGCACACAUAGAGGCUGAAAAAAGAAAAGGGAUUUUUAUGGACAACACAUUGAUGGGAAAGGCAUACAUAAGUAUAUACAAAGACCUCAAAGUGACUGAUGUUGACCCAGAAGCAAUCCAGAUUAUAGUUAAAGGGAAAACUGCAAAUGGGGAGGACACUAUACAACUGACAGCUGUUUUGUGUGGGGUGGACAUGCAGGAAAACCACAUCAAGGCCACCAUGCGAGAAAACUUCACCUAUUAUCCUGUCAUGUUGGUGAAGGCAUCUGUCUCCCUGUCUAACACUGUCAUCAGCUGGCUGGAGAUGCAGUACGACUGUAAGGUCACCCCUCUCACCCUGUCCUCGUAUGACCUGGCAUGGGUGGUGUCCAUGUGGAGUGGGAUGAAAAAUGAAAAUGGGAAGACUAAGCCAGUAGAACUACUGUAUUCCGUACCCAAGGAGUGUGAGGGUCUGACAUCUAUAAACUACAGCAUAGACCCAGAAGAUUGUCAGGAUCUGUGGGAAAGAAUCCAUGAUAAAGAUGAGGUUGACUUCAGCAGCGAAGAAGUUCAGAAGUUCAUUCGUAGUUUGGAAGCGCAUUUCUUCAGGGUUUUCAAGGUUAAAAUUUCAGCGAUGUCACUGGUUCGAGUGGGAACCCCAUUGUGUAUGGUGGGCACAGACGGCCGUUUAAAGAUAUUUCUGUCCGACAAGAUCCAUGUGUUACUGCGACAUCUGACAGAAUUGGCCAUGGGUCAUACCUUCAGUAACAUCCUUGGUGUGAUGUAGACUUUCGAUAAAUUCUUGGUGAGAUGUUCACCUCGGAUAAAGUCCUUGGUGUGAUGUAGACUUUCGAUACAAUUCUUGGUGAGAUGUUCACCUCGGAUAAAGUUCUUGGUGUGAUGCCUACGACUGGAAGAAUCCCUGGUGUGAUGCUGACAUUCGAUAAAAUGUCUUGGUGUAAUGUAGAAAUUUGUUGAUAUCCUGGCUGCGACAUGGAUCUUCGGUAAAAGCUUCGCCAUUAUAUACACCUUCAGUGACAUCCUUGGUGUGAUGUAGACAUUCUUCAACUUCCUAAGUGUGACAUGUGACAUUAUUUACCAAAGGUCACACUAUCAGUGAUGUCCUGUAUGUUAGUCUCGGGUCAGACCUUCCUGUAUAGUGCCAGAGUGUGACGUGUGACAUUAUUUAUCAAAGGUCACACUAUCAGUGAUGUCCUGUAUGUUACACAGUCUUGGGUCAGACCUUCCUGUAUAGUGCCAGAGUGUGACGUGUGACAUUAUUUACCAAAGGUCACACUAUCAGUGAUGUCCCGUAUGUUACACAGUCUCGGGUCAGACCUUCCUGUAUAGUGCCAGAGUGUGACAUGUGGCAUUAUUUACUGAAGGUCACACUAUCAGUGAUGUCCCGUAUGUUACACAGUCUCGGGUCAGACCUUCCUGUAUAUUGCCAGAGUGUGACGUGUGACAUUAUUUACCAAAGGUCACACUAUCAGUGAUGUCCUGUCUGUUACACAGUCUCGGGUCAGACCUUCCUGUAUAGUGCCAGAGGGUGACAUGUGGCAUUAUUUACUGAAGGUCACACUAUCAGUGAUGUCCUGUAUGUUACACAGUCUCGGGUCGGACCUUCCUGUAUAGUGCCAGAGUGUGACAUGUGGCAUUAUUUACCAGAGGUCACACUAUCAGUGAUGUCCUGUAUGUUACACAGUCUCGGGUCAGACCUUCCUGCAUAGUGCCAGAGUGUGACAUGUGACAUUAUUUACCAAAGGUCACUCUAUCAGUGAUGUCCCAUAUGUUACACAGUCUCGGGUCAGACCUUCCUGUAUAGUGCCAGAGUGUGAUGUGUGACAUUAUUUAUCAAAGGUCACACUAUCAGUGAUGUCCUGUAUGUUACACAGCUUGGGUCAGACCUUCCUGUAUAGUGCCAGAGUGUGACAUGUGACAUUAUUUACCAAAGGUCACACUAUCAGUGAUGUCCCGUAUGUUAGUCUCGGGUCAGACCUUCCUGUAUAGUGCCAGAGUUUGACGUGUGGUAGUGAAUAUUUGAGAUACAAUUAUGUAGGUCUUAAAACUGGUGGCAACAAUUUUAAACAAGAUUGAAAGUAAAUCAAUGAAUGUAUUAAUUUCCAUUUUUGUUAAAUUUGAAAUUAAUUUUUAUUGCAGUUUUAUCUCAUUUUGUUCCAUGUCAAGCAUUUUAUUUUUAGCUCGAAAACAGAUUAAAAUAUUUUAAAACAAUAUUUUUUAUGCAACAGCAGGCAAAGAAAAAACAGCUCCAAGGCUGGUAGAUAAUGGGGACAGGUGAAAAUAACGUGGUUUGUCUGAGAUAUAAUCCCUGGACUAUUAAUGUUUUCACAGUAUAUUGUUAUAUUAUUAACUCAUCCAUUGGUUACCAUGGUUUCAAGUUAAAAAGAAACAGGUGAGCUAUAUAGGCGGGGCUGCUUCAAAUGUUACCAUCGAACAACCACAUGAUAAAAAACAUCCAUUCCCAGUUUAUGGAUUUUAUGAUUUGAAUUUUAGAUUAAUAUUUUAUGUAUGCAUUCUGUAGGCAAUUCAGGUCUCUUUGUUUAGAUGUUAUCAUUAUGAACAAUAAAUGUCUUCCUUUAUUUUUUAACCUGUAAUAAUUUGUUGAUACUGGUUUAACUUACCUUUAAGAUAGUUGUAUUAGUUCAGUUUUAAAUAAUAGUAAAGCAAUAUGAUUCUAGGAAACGGGCUGAGCAAAAUCAAUUUUACUUAAUACAAUUUUUUUAAUGAUUUAAUAUGAUACAUAAUGGACGCAGGCUUAUAGCCUUUAUAUCCAUAUCAAAACAUUGUUUAAGUUAUAAAUUAUGUAAACUUCUGGUGUGCAAUGUCCAAGUGUUUUAAAAUGUCACAAUUCAUAGCCACUAUUUGCUGUUGUAUUUUCUCGUUUCCAAUGAUCGUCCCACAAUCUGUUUAACAUCAGCUGCAUCAAUGACAUGUUGCGGAGUUCGGUAACUAUUCCAUGUCUAUUACGGGACAGCCGAAGAAGCUUUUUCUACUGUCUAGGCGACACUGUUUUUUAAAAAGUUUUUGUGAGUGUCCCCUACACGGUAUUACUUCAUUUUGAAUUCUUUCAACUCGAAGUAAUUUCCAUUAUUUUAUGUUACGAAUAAUAAAAUUGAAAUAUUGUAAUUUUCAGUUGUGUGUUUUGUUUAUAUGUAAAAUCGUGUGCAAUACUUUCCCUGUUUGUCUACUCUAUCUUUCUCUCUCUAUAUAAACAUCACCCUAUUUAUAUAUGUAAAUAAUGUACAUUUUGUUGUAUCAUAUAUGUACAGUAUAGUAGUUUUAGAACUGAUCAAGCUGUAACAGUCAAUUAUAUACAGAGGAUGCCUGUAAAUAAAAUGUAUUAUAUAU
Mizuhopecten yessoensis (Yesso scallop) is the source of this 3805-nucleotide messenger RNA. Its product is annotated as centromere protein L-like. The transcript is spliced from 13 exons. Lineage: Eukaryota; Metazoa; Mollusca; Bivalvia; Pectinida; Pectinidae. The record is from RefSeq and is a predicted model, not a curated record. The coding region runs from base 141 to 1223 and encodes 360 amino acids.